This is a messenger RNA of Lonchura striata (white-rumped munia), 1182 nucleotides long. RefSeq names its product bone morphogenetic protein 2. Gene Ontology annotation, cellular component: extracellular region. NCBI's taxonomy places the organism in Eukaryota, Metazoa, Chordata, Aves, Passeriformes, Estrildidae. The record is from RefSeq and is a predicted model, not a curated record. Gene Ontology annotation, molecular function: cytokine activity; growth factor activity.
AAUGCAGCAGCAGGGCGGCCGGCGGAGCUGUGCAGGGACAGCGAGCGCAGAGCCAUGCUGGGGACUGUCCUGCUGCUGCUGGCCCUGGCCAGGACGGCGUGCCCGAGCCCAGCCAGCGUGGCGAGCCGGCGGGCUGAGGCGCUGAAGAAACUCCUGGAAGUCUUCGGCAUGGAAGACCCGCCGGCCCCCCCAACUCACUUCAAGCAGCCACCCCAGUACAUGGUGGAUCUAUUCAACACUGUCGCCAAUGCGGAUGGUGUCACCAAGAACCCUGACAUCCUGGAGGGCAACACCGUCCGCAGUUUCCUGGAUAAAACUCACAGCGAGGAGAUGCGGUUCCUGUUCGUCCUCUCCAGCGUGGCCAAGAACGAGAAGAUCCUGACGGCAGAGCUGCACCUCUUCCGCCUCUGGCCGAGGGUCACAGAUGGGCCCAAAAGGCACCACUUCUGCCAGGUCAGUGUGUACCAGGUGCUGGAGAAAGACAAGCCAGACACCCCUGGAGGGAAGAAGCUGCUGGCAGCACGGCUUGUCUCACUGCAAACCUCGGGCUGGGAGGUCUUUGCCAUCACGCCAGCUGUUCGUGACUGGACCGAAGAUGAAAGCAGCAACCAGGGUUUGUUGGUGACAGUCCAGGGCCUGGGGGGGAGCCCACUUGAUCCCCCACCACUGCAGUUUGCAUCUGGUCGGAGUCACCAUGAGAGCAAGAAGCCCAUGUUGGUCCUUUUCACAGACGAUGGGCGCCGCGGAGCGUCGCUGCCCACAGCCGGCUUCCCAGAUUUAAAGCCUCAGGCUCCCGAUCUCCCUGCCAAGAUGCUGGUGCCCAAGCUGGGCAGGACACGCAGCACACGCUCGCUGGACCGGCUCCAGCCCUGCCAGAGACAUCCCUUGUCUGUGGACUUUGAGGAGAUUGGCUGGUCUGGCUGGAUCAUCUCACCACGGGGGUACAACGCCUUCCACUGCAAAGGCUCCUGCCCCUUCCCUCUGGGCGAGAACAUGCGGCCGACAAACCACGCCACAGUGCAGUCCAUCAUCAACGCCCUGAAGCUGAGCGAGGGCGUCAGCAGCCCCUGCUGCGUGCCCGACAAGCUCUAUUCCAUCAACCUCCUCUACUUCGAUGAUGACGAGAAUGUGGUCCUCAAGCAGUACGAUGACAUGGUGGCCGGGAGUUGCGGCUGCCACUGA